Messenger RNA from Cyprinodon variegatus (sheepshead minnow), 3141 nucleotides. Its product is annotated as beta-1,3-N-acetylglucosaminyltransferase lunatic fringe-like. Lineage: Eukaryota; Metazoa; Chordata; Actinopteri; Cyprinodontiformes; Cyprinodontidae. The record is from RefSeq and is a predicted model, not a curated record. Gene Ontology annotation, cellular component: Golgi membrane. Gene Ontology annotation, biological process: regulation of Notch signaling pathway; pattern specification process. The transcript is spliced from 8 exons. The coding region runs from base 155 to 1189 and encodes 344 amino acids. Gene Ontology annotation, molecular function: O-fucosylpeptide 3-beta-N-acetylglucosaminyltransferase activity.
CAGCUCCAGAGCGCGCGGCGCACCAUGACAGAAACUCAUUGAGCAAAUCUAACAAGUCCAGUCAUGGUGUUCCUGAAUCAUUAAGAUAAAACCCGAUACGGCUUUGAUUAUUCCUGUCAAUGCAUAAAGCUGUGACUUUUCCUGCGAGGACAGCAUGUGGAAACCCACAGGGGGACUCGCCUUCAGCUCAGCGGGACUUCGCGGGGCUGCCGCUGGGGUCACCUGCCUGCUGACCGGGAUCCUGCUGCUACUGAGCGGCACCGGACACCCGGAGGAGCCACCGGCUGCGGGGACGGGUUUCUCCGCUUAUAUCAGGACUCUGACCCGAGAGAGGAGAGCGGUAAGAAGCCCGCGGAGCAGCGCGCUCCAUGGAGCUGUGGAGCAUCUGUCCCAGGAUGACCUGUUCAUAGCGGUGAAAAGCACCAGAAGGUACCACCGAGACCGGCUGGAGCUGCUGCUGGACACCUGGAUCUCCAGAAACCUCCCACAGACGUAUGUCUUCACUGAUGGAGAGGAUGAAAGGCUGGAGAAAAAGAUGGGAGCUCAUCUGAUCAACAGCAACUGCUCGGCUGCCCAUACUCGUCAGGCCCUCUCCUGUAAAAUGGCUCUGGAGUACGACACGUUUCUAAACUCUGGGAAAAAGUGGUUCUGUCAUGUUGAUGAUGAUAACUACCUGAACGUUGGCUCCCUCCUAAAGCUGCUGUCACAGUACAGCCACACACAGGACGUUUACAUCGGUAGGCCCAGCCUGGAAAGGCCAAUUGAGGCAACAGAGACUCUAAGCAUGACUGAGAUGAAACAAGUCCGUUUCUGGUUCGCCACAGGAGGAGCGGGCUUCUGUCUGAGCCAUGGGCUUGCUCUAAAGAUGAAACCCUGGGCCAGUGGAGGAACGUUCAUGGCCACAGCUGACCACAUUCGCCUGCCUGAUGACUGCACUGUUGGCUACAUAGUGGAAGCGUUGUUGGGGGGCUGCCUAACCCGCUCAGCAUUGUUUCACUCCCACCUUGAGAACCUGGGAGUGGUUACAGACAUACACAACCAGGUUACUCUGAGCUACGGCACUGUGGAAAACCGCAGGAACACUGUUAAUGUGAAAGGACCAUUUUCCACUAAGGAGGAUCCCACCAGAUUCAGAUCUGUCCAUUGUCUGUUGUACCCAGACACUUCUUGGUGCCCCAGCCUCUUGUGACUAUAACCUCCAUCUAAAGACAAAGGAGAGAGCGACGAACCAAUGGAACUGGAGCAGAUUGGUGCUAACCUGCACUGACAGGCAGGAACAGGAAAUGUUUUCCUUACAUUUUGCAACGACCCUUUUUAUCAAGAGCCUGCAUUCGUUCUUACCCUGCAUGCGUAUCACUCUUUGGGUCAAAGGGCCUCGAAAUCAAGCCAAUAAUCACAAAUCCCUUGUUCCUGAGUGAAGUAACACAGAAAAGUCCUUUACUUUUAUGCUAAAGAACAGAAAUGAGGUUGUUUGGCCACAGAGUUUCGGUGCUGUUAAGCUGGGAAUAAAUAGCCAGAAAUAGUAUCUAUUUAGUUUUUAUUAGCCAAACCAGUAUGUGACUUUAUAAAUGGAUUUCAUAACUUUAAAUUUGAAUGAACCCAAAUUGAAACGCAUUUUAUGCUGAUGAUCCAUGCCUUCAUCUGUUUUUGAUGUACAGCUAAUGCCAAAAUGUAUUUAUAUGUUCAGCAGAUUAAGGUUGAAUGACUGAUUUUUUUUUUUUUUAACAAACAUGUUUUUUUGGAGUAUGGAGUAUUUUUUAGAGUGACCUGGAACCUAUGAAGGAAGCCAUAGAUUAGGGUGAUGGCAAUGUUGCCUUCCAACCUCAGACUGUAAAGGCAUAAUUUAGAUCAGGGGUCACCAAUGUAGUGCCUUCUGAAAACAGAAUAACUCACCAGAGGGCUAAGUUUGAGAUUUCAUUGUAUUCUGAUGCACUUCUUUUUUAAUAAUUUAAUCAUAUAGAGAAUUUAGACAUUUAUAGAGAUUUCAAAAUGACAUCUAAAUUAAUAAAAAAUUGGAAAUUAAAGGAAAAAAUAUAAAUAUGUUUAUUAUGUGUAAGGUUUAGGUGAACACUGACCCCUCCAGUUCAUAGGUCAGUAUUGGUAGCCCUUCCUAUGGCUCUGCUGUAGAUCUCAGCCUUAAUAAAGUUGCUGACCUCUGGUUUAAAUGCCAGUGGAAACAAUUACAGCAGGAAUCAAAAAUUCAACAGAAUUUAAAAUCUUCCAGGGGUGUGAAUAGUUACCAGUCUUUGGCGGUGUAACAGCACCACAUUCAGGCCUAAGUGAGGCCAUAGAUACUUCAGCACUUUGGAGGAUUUCUGAGUUCUUGUGUGAUUGAGUGUAAAAGAUGUAGGAAAACUAUAAAUAGAAAGAUUAUCUCAGCCUUCUUGCUGACAAGGAUUUAUCAUGUUUUUGGGAGCAACGUUAUAUCAUUUCUUUGGCAAACUGCUUGACUUUUAAACUCUUUUUAAUUACGACAACAUAUCAAGUCUUAACUUGUGCCUGUCUUUCUUAUCCAAGUGAAUUACUUCAUAUUUUUUUAGUAUGCGCUAAUCAUUGUACAAACUGAACCUUUUAAGGAUGACAUAAAUGAGCUUUCUCUGCCUCCUCUCUAUCAGAUUGCUCUGUGAAGGACUGUGGAUAAAAUGAAGUAAUCUAGGAAGAAAGACUGCCAUUUUAAUUCCAUGUUGAAAAGUAUUAACCUAUAUUUGAUGUAUAUAUGUGAGAACUUUCUUGUUUUCUCUUUUUACACUGGCUCUUUUUAAUAGAAGCACCUGGAUACCAUAGGGGAACAUUUUGGCAGAUAAAUUUGUGAGACAUUUCAAAACGAAUACUUUCAAAGUUUCUCUGCUGCGUUAUCCUUGAAGGUCAUAGCUUGCAACAUUUUCCCUUUAGCUAAAUUUCUAUUUUGAACAAUUCAUGAAGUCUAAGUGGACUUUUCUUGCUCUAUUCAAGAGAAAUGGAUGAACUGUGAUUAGCAUGAAGUUUAGACUGCUCUUACAAUGUUGCAGCAGUCCAGCUCUAAGGUAACUCACGUUGAGUUGUAUCUCAUCUUUCUGUGCAUUUAUAUGCAGCUUUUGUCCCUGUGCUCCAUGUUCUAUCCAGUAUCUGGAUUGUAUGUAUACAUUACGGUCAAUAAAACUG